Cynoglossus semilaevis (tongue sole) is the source of this 3300-nucleotide messenger RNA. Its product is annotated as keratin, type I cytoskeletal 18-like. Bases 501 to 1898 code for a protein of 465 amino acids. The transcript is spliced from 10 exons. NCBI's taxonomy places the organism in Eukaryota, Metazoa, Chordata, Actinopteri, Pleuronectiformes, Cynoglossidae. Gene Ontology annotation, cellular component: cytoskeleton. The record is from RefSeq and is a predicted model, not a curated record. Gene Ontology annotation, molecular function: structural molecule activity.
AAUAAAAAUAUUUUUUUCUUUACAGAAACACUGCACAUCCCCAUGUAUCUCCUCUUAUUACAACAAACAACAAAAGAAUAUAUAUAUAAAAAAGGUAAUUGGAAAGAGUCCCUUCUUUACAGACACACUAUAAAACGCUGUGUCUUUGGAAGAAGUUCUUCCUAUGUUCUGUUUGAAUGUCAGUGGAAAAAGGGGAAAUACUUGGUCUUUGAACUUAUAAAAAGGAAAGUUAGUAAAAACAACGCAAUUAAUUUAUACUUCGCUUGUUAACAUGGUUUAUAAAAGCGGCCCCAACUUAUUUAUUGAGAAUAUUAAUUGAAAUUGAAAUAAAUUAAUAAAUAAAAAAACUCAAGUUGAACUCAAGUUCAAUGUCGUUAAACCCUCCGGAACAAAAGGUAGCGCUAGUGCGCCGGCCGGUAAAAAAAAAAAAAUCUAAAUAAAGACCGCGAACAUUGUGAGAAGGCAUCAAGGCGCCGACGCUAUCUCUGAAAGCAUCCAGCAUGUUUGGAGGAGCCGGAGGAAGAGGCUCCAGGGCUUCAGUAGCCAGUAUGGAAGGGCUACGCAGCGUCCUCCGCAACGAGCCGGACAGAGGCUCUGCUCGAGCUACCGCUCCUGCUCCUGUCGCUGCUGCCGCUCCCGCCGCUCCCGCGGACGACAAGCAUACAUUGCGCGGGCUUAAUGACCGACUGUCCGGAUAUCUGGACAGAGUGAAGCAGCUGAGAGAGGAGAACGACAGUCUGGAGAAACAGAUCGAUGACAUCCUGGACAAAAAGAGAACACCUGAGGAACGCGACUGGGAUGAGACAGAGAAACCUCUUCAGGCACUCAAGGACAAGGUCAAGGACCUCACCAUGGAGAAUGCCAAAUUACUAAUCCAGAUUGACAACUGCAAACUGGCCCAUGAUGACUUCAAUGACAAGACAGACAAGGAGAAAAGUGCACGUGAGGAAUUAGAACAUGACUUGGAAGAUCUGAAGAAGACCGCUGAGGACACCAGGCUGAAUUGUGAGCAGAAGAAAAAGGAGAUUGAGUUGGUGAAGGAAGAGCUGGUUCGCCUUAAGACGGAACACAAGGAUGAUGUGGAUGCCCUGAAGGAGAAGAUCAGAGAGUCUGAAGUGAUUGUGGAAAUUGAUUCCAAGAAUUCCAACCUGGCCGAGAUUGUCCAAAAAAUCCGCAGCAAUUAUGAUAAAAUAGCCCAGAAGAAUCUUAAGGAAACUGAGGAAUGGUACCAGACAAAGUUUGAAAACAUCCAGGUGGCCGAGGCCCAAAACGUGGAAGCCUUGCAGUCUGAAAUGACUGAGCGUAAGGAGCUGCAGAAGCAGAAACAAAAUCUGGAGAUCAGGAUCCAGACUUUACUGUUAAUGAUCAGGAACCUAGAGGAAACCCUGCUAAUCACUGAAAAAGAGAAUGGCCAACAACUGGAUCCUCUCAAUAAGACAAUACUGAAGCUAUCAGAUGAGCUGGAGAAGUUAAAGUCACAGUUGAAGCAGCAGGUAGAAACCAACAAGGAUCUGCUGUGUGUCAAGAUGAAGCUGAAGUCAGAAAUCGACAACUAUCAGCAGCUGAUCCAAGGAAUGACCGCUGACUCUAACAGCUUGGAGUUUGCUAUAGAGGAUGCUGUACUAUGUGAACAACAGGAGAAAACAAAAGAAGAAGCACCUAUAAAACAAGAAAGCAGCCCAACUAACAAAUCUGUCUUUCAGAAGGAGUUAGUGGAGGAAGGUGAUGUCAUCAAGCCUGAAGAGGUUGCUGUAAACGCUGCACCUCCAAAUGCAAUCGACAGCUCCACUGAUAAGAAACAAAAAAAGUCUAAAAAGAACUCGUCGUCCUCCUCCUCCUCCUCAUCAUCAUCUUCUUCUUCCUCCUCUGAAUCAGAUGAAGAUAAAAAGCAAGAAUGAUAAAAUGUUUUCUCAAUAAAUAUAGAUCUUUACUACCGUAUUCUGAGGCCUUCUGAAUGGACCUCCUGCAGUUUGAUGUCAGUUUAUGUACUUCAUACUAAUGUGAAUCCUACAUAUUAGUUGUCAUCGACUACUCUAAAAUAAACUGAAGUCUACACUCACUGAGUAUCCCUGUUUUUAUUGUUGUUGUUUUUUAUAUUAAGUAGUAAGUCCAAAGUAGAGCAGAAAACAGUUGGUUCAACAUCCAGAUACUCAUUUCACAAAAGUAUAACUCAAAUCCUACAGUGUGGUAAUUUUGGUUUAGAGUUUGUGGAUUUUAGUCAUUACUGUGUAUCUUGACAGUGGCUUGUAGAACGUGUGAAGAGUUCCUUUCAAAACGCCUUCGUCCUUAAUAUGAAUUGGCCCCCAGUCCCUCACAAUCCAUUUGACAAUAAUGUAUCAGUCAGCUUCACAACUGUAGACUUAUUCACUGCUUUGUGCUCAGUUUUGCUGGUCUGACACGUCUGAAGCCCCUACUGCAUGAGAUGGUAUUUUAAGCUCCUGCAGUUUGUCCAAAUAUUAACGUGUAUUGACUAUGACUAUGUAGAGUAAACCUGAAGGUAAAGUAUAUAUUGCCAGUGUUUUUCACACGCCAAAUUCUCCGCAUACACUAUGUGGUGUUCAGCUUUAAGACUUUUAUACAUAUUCAAAAUCAUCAGUCAUCCUACUUUGUUUUUUCCUCCUCACCUUUCUUUAAAGGCCUAUUUUCCUUCUGUAACUUUUUAUUUAUUUUCUUUUCACCUCUGGUCCCAAACUUCUACAUUUACAUCUCUAUCAUUUAGUCAGCCUAACUUCCUGUGGAUCCCAUUCAGCUGUCUCUGCCAGGUGAACAUAUCCUUUACAGUUUUCCUUGCUGUCCAGCACCACCCCUCCUCCAUGGAUGUACCCACUUUAAAAAUACUUUAGUAUUCUUCGUUUUUUUUUUUUUUUUACCUUAUCUAAAGUCAUUUAAGCAUGAAAUACCAGCAAAAUGUAAAGCUAAGUAAAUCCUAAAAAAGGAAAAUGUUAACAAACACUUAAUAGAAAUGAAUGUCAGCUGCAAGUGGACUUAUGUUUGUCCAAAAUAACGUUGAUAGACGCAGUAAAAACAUCUACGAGAAGUCAAGAUGAGUUUUAGUGGAAGAAAGGUUUUAUUUUAUUUUUUUUUAAAUGACCAUUGAACAGAUGACAAAAGCACAGAGAAUUAAGGACUAAAUUCAGCUUUCGUAUAGAAUUCAGUAAAAGACAUAUCAAAAAUGUUCUUUUCCAUACAUAUAUUUAUAUAAGGCAUUUACAAUUAUCUCUUUAACUACGCAAAGCAAAAGUGUCAAUUUUGUUCAACUUUUUUCAAACCAGGGCUUUUUGAAAUCCCCCCAGAACACCA